Messenger RNA from Chara braunii, 10872 nucleotides. Lineage: Eukaryota; Viridiplantae; Streptophyta; Charophyceae; Charales; Characeae. The record is from the annotation of a GenBank genome assembly.
CGGGGCCGGCGGAGCGGGAGCGGAGCGGAGGAGAGGAGGGGGACGAGAGAUGGUGGAGAGAGGGGAACGAAAGGGGAUGGAGACGCAGGAGCAGCCAUGAAAAGUUUAGGGGAGUAGGGUGGCGGGGAAGGAGGGAGAUGGGUGGGUGAUGGAUGAAUACACGCCACGCGAUGGAAGAUUUUAAAGAGAAGAUUUGACUUAUGGUGGUAUAAGACUAGAUGGAGCGGACGGAUGUGACUGGAUGGUUUUAAGCAGAUGAGGACGGACAAGUUCUGCCCGGUGCUGUCUUUGAGGUCGGAGUGGUGGGGACCACGGAAAAUGGGAUUAAGGGUGAAUAUGCGGGUUUCCGAUGAUUUGGGAUAAGUAGAGCACGGAGAAGCCAAUCUAUCUAGAUACCAUCGGCUGUGAACCUUUUUUCGUUGUCCGAUUUUGGAUGCAUAUAAGGGCAGAGGAAGGCUUAUUUGUCGGUGGUUAAGGCAGGCUGAUCAUCGGAUCAGGAGGGGGGGGCCGGCGGAGGGGAGGGGGCCGGAGGAGUUCAAGUGCCGGUUAUCUUGAUUGGAGGAGGGGGAUCGAAUUGUAGAUUGAUUGAUUAUCAGUGCAAGAAAGGACGGGUGAAAAGAAAAAGACCACGACGUCAGUUGCAGUGACCGCACCGCCCCGCGAUGCCUACGUCGAUGAUUGGCCUAUCUAUCUCUGAGCAGAGUGGUGGGGGUGACGUGGCAGAAGCAGCGAGGCAGGUCUGCUCGUCCCCAGCGAUACGUAGAGGCGGCGGGCGAGGAACUCGAUCUCGAUCUGACGGCGGAGGAACCAACAGUGUUUUGUCGCCGAAACCAGUGGUUCAGCAGGUGUGGAAAGAAAAGAGGCCCAGCGUCGACGGCGGUUGUAAUCCUGGCAGUGUGGGGACCACAGGCACCGAAGCACCAACGCCAACGUCAUCGACUUUGACCUCGCCUUUGACGAGAGGAUCGGGAUCGGGAUCGGGUUGCGCCGAUCUUCCUCUUCCUGGGGUCUCUACUUUUACUGCUACCGCGGUUGCUGUUAGCGCUACCGCUGUGCCUGUCAGUCGGCCGUUAGAUUUUAAGUUGACGGACGGAGCUCGAUCUGAAGGGGGAGAAGCAGCAACAGGAGGAGGAGGAGGAGGAGGAGGCAGAUGCGGUGGGGCCAUCUUUUCUAGCGAGGCCUCGAUGACGAAGUCGCGGGAGUGCCCAAACUACGAGAGGUCUGUCGUUAGCGGCAUCAGCAGCAACGUCGUCGGCGCGCGGAACGACGGGGAGAAGAGCGCGAGUGUGAGCGUGGUCACCAGCAGCGGCGGUAGCAUCAGCGGUAAGAGGGACAGCGGCGCGCCUGCUGAGAGGGGAAUCGCGGAAUCAGUUGCCAUCGCCGGUGCGGCUGCGGGAGGUGGUAAUCAGGGUUCUGAAGCGGGGACCGCUGAUACUACAUCUGUUGCGGCAGGGAUGGUUGCGCUGGGAGGGUUUUCUGACUCCGCCGUUCUUUCUCGGCCUGCGAGUAGGUCGGCAGCAGGAGCUGUCAGUGGGAAUGACGCAGGGGGGUUGACUACGGACGGAUCACAGGCGGCAAGCGCUGGUGGUAUGGGCGUCUCCGUGCGAGCGAUGGAAGACCGGACCCAGUGUCCCUCGAAUUCAGCCUCGGCCGUUGGCGCUGGCAAAGGUUUCAACGGUGUUGGCGAGGACAAGAAGAUCAAUGGGGGGGAGGGGGGGGUAACGGUCCCUGUUAAACUGUCUGUGUCAGUUAUAAAGGAUCCAGGAGGCAAGUACGCGUGGAGGGCUAGAAAUUCUCCUACGACGCCAGACAAUCGGGGCGGAGGAGGAGGAGGAGUGGUGGGGGGGGGAGUGAUGGGUGAAGGGGUGAGGCGAGAGCAAGACGAGCCGGCGCCGACUCCCAGGCGUCUUUCCGAGGUCCAGUCGUCAGGAGGAGGCGAGAGCGAAGUGAUACCGUCCGACCGUGGACCGAUCCUGCCCUCUCCGCGGAAAGCAGAUGGCAGCGAUCGUGGUGUAGGAGGCGGGGGGUGGAAUGGCAGUGGGAGAGUCGUUGGUCGCGAAGAGGCUAUCCCUGCUCCGUUGUUUGUUCCUCAACCCGUUCCUGGGACGUCGCUUGUCCAGGUAGGCAAUAUCUGGAAUAAGAAGACCAACGUCAGGGGACACAGGAGGAGCGUGAGCACGAGUGCUGUUGAUCUUCAGGUCGUCUUGCCCCGUGGGCCGAACGAAAGGGCCGAGAGGCAUGAGAGGGGUGGGAUUAGGCGACAGUUUCCUCCACAACCACCUUCGUUGAUCAAUGGCGGCUUCCGUGAUCCUCUUGCGCAGCAGCAGCAGAAUGUGCCGGUCGGAAUGCAGCAAGGGGGCGUUGGGGGUGCGGGCUUGAAUGCUCCUGCGGCGGCCAAUGGCGGCCCGGCUCCUUUGAACGGCGCGAUGGGAGGUGGGUUGGGUGAGAAUGGAGUGAACAGCGUGAGCACGAACGUGAGGGUGCAGCAACAACGACAGCAACCUGGGGCUAACGCACGACAUGUGCGGUCGGCCACGUGGGACGGCCAGAAUUCAAGAUCCGGCGAAAGCAGUGGCGGUGGCAGCAUCCGGCGGGUUGAUCCAGAUCACACGCACAGCGAGUGGCGCAGGGGAAGGAACCCAGCGGAGGUAGAUGGACAGUUGAUGGCUAUGGAUAGGCUGGAGGGAAUUGGAGGUGGAGGAGGUAUUCCUCUCCCUCUCCAGGCACACCUGGGAACAUCUAUUCCUUCACCGCUGCCACAGCAAAGAGGUCAUUACAGGCGAAUGAGCUGGAGCCAGGAGUCGCGGCAUCCACAGCAUCAGCAACAGCAGCUCAUGAUGGGAAUGGUGCCAGAGCAUAGAGAUGGUCAUGAUGCGACCAUGCACUUGCGGCAAGACAAAGAGAGGGGAAUGGUGAUGCCAGCCCCCGAGCAGGAUAGGCAGUCGGAACAGCGUGACGGCUCUAGGCAAAGCGGUGUUGUCACGCAACUACUCCAGCAGCAGCAGCAGCAGCAGCAGCAGACGCAGUUGGCCCUUCAACAGCAGCAGCUGCUGGCUCAUCAAAAGCACCAGCAGCAGCUGACUCAUCAUCAUCAGCAGCAGCAGCUGGCACAUCAACAGCAGCAGCAGCUGGCACAUCAACAGCAGCAGCAGCUGGCACAUCAACAGCAGCACCAACCACAGCAAUGGUAUGGAAAUAGUUCUGGAUAUGGUGGAAGAGAAGUGGGAGAGAAGAUGGGACGCACUGAAGAUCGAGGGGAUGAUAGUGGUUGGGAGGGGCACCACCAGAAUCUGCAAGCUGCUGGUGAUGAUGGGCUGACAGGAGGUGGUAGGGCUCAUGCUCCUUCCCCAGCAUUGCGGGGUCGAGAGGGAGGCGACGCUAUGGGAAAUCGUGUGAGUGGUGGGUCGAUGGGAGGUGCAGAUGUGGUCAAUAACGUGGAGAGGAUCCAUCGGCGCUCCCGUUCAUCCGGUGGAUUUGCGGUGGAGGAGCAGCAGAUGGGGGUUGAGACAGGGGAAGCAGGAACACCAUCGAGCAAGAGUCGGUCCGAGUACGAGAGGAUGAAGAGGGAAACCGGAGAUCGAAGCCGUGAUGGUAGUGGGUAUGACGGACCGCAGGAUGAAGACGAGAAGGGAAGUGGCGACAGGAUCAACGGGCGCAACAAAGAGAAGGUGAAGGAGGGGGAGGCUGAAGUUGAGAGGUAUCAGCAGCAACUGCAGCAGGUCCCACCUUGGGUAACAAGAGGGGGGGCGCCGUCUGUGGCAGCAGCGAGUGCGGGGGCGGGGAGAGGAAACAGUACCGUGCAAACAAGGAGAGGCCGAGCAAGGAGUGACUCUUUUGAUUGGGGCGGGGCGCGGCACAGAAGUGAUAUGAGCAGCAACUGGCGGUCGGGGGGGCCGAGGGAUGGAGAAGAGAGUGCAGGACAUCAUCAGUUUUUCCACGGCGAUGAGAAAGAUUGGAGCAGCGAGAGAGAGAGGGUAAGAGACCGUGGGGAGGAGCGGCUGGACAGGGAUGAAUGGCUGGCGAUGGAGAGGGUGGAGAGGAGGGAGCGUGAAGAUCCUCAGAUUCCACGCCGAGUUGAGAGAGAGGACAAGCAGCAACGAUGGGUGGGCAUGGGUGAGAAUAGCGAUCGGGAGAGGGACCCUCCUCCUCCACCCCCAGAACGGCGCAGCGGUGGUGGAAGUAUCCGUAGGAAGGAGCCAUCUUCCUUGUCUGCCAUCCCACCGGUGAGUCCUGUGGUUGGUGGGCCAGUGGGAGCCAGCCCGCGACCCUCUCGAUUAAUGUUUGGAAGGGCGGUCCCUCAACUGGUGCAGGAGCUGGAGGAAAAGCUGAUGAAAGGACAAGUGGAGUGUAUGAUAUGCUGCGAGAUUGUUGGGAGGAGCAGUUCCGUGUGGUCCUGCAGCAGUUGUUAUGCCAUCUUCCAUCUCUCCUGCACGAGGAAAUGGGCUCGAGUCCCCGUUGCGACAGCGAGCGAUUUGUCGGCGGCAGGUGGACAGCAGCAGCCGGGUGGCUCAGGGGAGGGUACCUGGCGUUGUCCUGGCUGUCAAACGCCACAGUCUAUCAGAGCUAGUGAGCUUAGGUACCGUUGUUUCUGUGGCCAACGGGAGGACCCUCCCAAUGACCCCUAUCUCACUCCGCAUUCCUGUGGAGACGCUUGCAGGAAGCCCUUGGCUCGCCCAACCUCUGAUGGGGGUUAUCGAUGUCCUCACGUGUGCACCAUGCGAUGCCAUCCUGGCCCUCAUGCACCUUGUGCAGCCAUGGCGCCCACUGUCUUCUGCUACUGCCGCAAGAGUGAAAUCACGCGCAAGUGUGCGGAUUAUGAGAAACAUGGGCGAAGCUGUGGGUCCACGUGCAUGCGGUCACUGGCCUGCGGGCGUCAUACCUGUCCGAGGGUGUGUCAUGAAGGCGCUUGUGGUGUCUGUGAAGUGACCGUCAAGACCAGGUGUUUCUGUGGCAAAAAGGAAGAGCUGCAGUCGUGCGGGCGCAUAGAGUUCAAGGGGGAAUUCCCAACAUCCGGUGGGGUCUUCUCCUGCAUGGAGCGCUGCUCCAAAAUACUUGGCUGCGGAAACCACAGGUGUGAGAGGUUCUGCCAUCCUGGUCCUUGUGGCGACUGCAGACUCCUACCUUCUCUUCUUCUUCGCUGCCCCUGCGGUAAAGAGGAAAUAAAAAAUCUGCUUGGUGGUAUGGACAGAAAAGGCUGCCUUGAUCCCGUUCCUACAUGCGAGGGAGUCUGUGAGAAACUGCUUGCUUGUGGCAAGCAUCGUUGCGAACAGACCUGUCAUAAUGGUGCAUGCCCACCCUGUGAGGUUCCAAUGGAACAGAAGUGCCGCUGCGUCUUGGCUGUCCGCAUUGUUCCGUGCUUCCAGUUGGACGUAGGUACUGUCUUCACGUGUGAUCGGAAGUGUGGUAAGCUGAAGAACUGCAGGAGGCAUCGUUGUUCUGCUGUCUGUUGUGCAGCCCCGCCCGUGGAUUCUCCUGGGCCUACUGCACCAGUGCCUGGAGAUAGUCAUUUCUGCAUGAUAGUAUGUGGCAAGAAGCUUCGCUGUGGCCGGCACACUUGCCAGGAGCUCUGCCAUCCCGGACAUUGUCCGCCAUGCAUGGACUCUGUUAUGACAGAGCUCGAGUGUGCAUGCGGGCGAACGUCAAUUCCUCCUCCGGUACCCUGUGGCACGCCAUUGCCAGCAUGCCCGUUUCCAUGCUCUGUGCCACAGCCGUGUGGGCACCCGUCAACGCAUCUCUGCCACUUUGGAGACUGCCCACCUUGCACUGUGGCAGUAGCAAAGGAGUGUGUAGGUGGACAUGUCGUGCUGCGCGGGGUUCCCUGUGGGUCCAAGGACAUUCGCUGCAAUGCUGUGUGCGGUAAACUGCGUCGAUGUGGCAUUCAUACUUGCACCCGCACUUGUCAUAGACCUCCUUGCGAUGCAGUUGAGAUUGAGGGUGAAGGGGACCACACAUCGCCAGGGAGUAGGGAUGGAUUCUCAAUAUCGCGAAGCAGCAGGCGUCUGCCUUGCGGGCAGACGUGUGGGCAGCCCAGACGUGAUUGUGAGCAUUUCUGUAAAGCUGUUUGCCACCCUGGUGAAGCGUGUCCAAACUCGAGGUGCACAGCUGUUGUUGCAAUCGUUUGCUUGUGCGGUAGACUGAAGGCGCAGGUGCAGUGUUGCGCUGGGGGGGGAGAUGAUGAUGAUGGUUUUGAUGAAGCUGCAUUCGUCUCCCAGCUUGGUUUGAAACUCCAGCCUGUGCAACAAAGUGCCGACGGCGCAUCUCCGGGAUACGUUCCUCUCGGCAGGAGGAAGAUCGCUUGUGAUGAUGAAUGUGCGAAAUGUGAGAAAAAGAGGAUUCUAGCGAACGCAUUUGGUGUUUCUAUGGCACCUGGUUUGGAAGGAGAGGAGGGGACAGCGGGAGGUACGGAGUCCGGUGCAAUGCUGAUGGAAAUGAUUCGUAGAGAUCCAAUAUGGGUCAGUGCUGUUGAGUUGCGGCUUCAGUUCUUGCUGCUGGGCUCUCGGAAUGCUUUGAAGAUGAGCACUGCAUCUGCAACGAGCGGCAUGAGAGUGCACGUCUUUCGGUAUCUGCCAAAGGAGCGUAGGGCAGCCAUUCAUGAGCUGGCGGCGCGGUGGUUAAUGGAAUCCAUAUCUGUUGGGUGGGAGCCCAAGAGGUUUAUUGUUGUUUACACGACUGCCAAGUCCCGUGCUCCGUUGCGGGGACUUAUUUCCAAGCCAGGGAGCUCGGUUCCGGCCGUGGGCCAUGCGGUCGCCCCAUUGCCAAACGGGGAGGUGGAUAUGGACCCGAGGUGUGUGAUAUCGUUCUUUGACUUGCCAAGGGAUGCAGAUAUCUCUGCAGGCAUUCUACGCUUUGCAGGCGAUUGUGAACUGGUGUGGCUCAAUGAUAGAAAUGCGCUAUCGGUUUUCAGCAACCCUAUCCGUGCCACCACAGCACUAAGGUACCUGGACCAUGCGUCGGCCUAUUGGGGUGCGAUAGCGCAGCAGUCGCAGCCUUCACAGUCUUCUUCAGCGGGUGCUUCCACUGGCAUGCGUGUUUGGGGAAAGGGUCCUUCAGUCCAGGCCAGCAGCAGUUCUUCGAGUGGACAGCCUGCCCAUGGAAGCUUGGCCAUGAGACGCAAUAGGUCGGGAUCAGGUGCCUCUGCUGCUUGGCACGCUGAUGCGUGGUCUGAGAAUGAAACGCAGGCAGAUCUUGAAGGAAUCUCAGGUGGCAGCAGAGCCGAUCCAUUGACUCAAGUCUGGAAGCAGGAGCAGUCUGGUCUCGCACAGUCUAACUUCUGGAGUGCCCUAGCGGAGGAGGGUGAUGGAGACGCAACUGAAGAGAACGGGGAAGGUAGCACGGCGGCAACCCCAAGAACAGAAGGGGGGGAUGGCCAGAGAGGCUCUCAUAGCCGCAGUGAUAGUGGGGAGAGCUCGAAGAAAGGAGCAUCGGGUUUGAAUGCAGCUGGCACGGUACCGAGUAGUCCCAGCGGAGGGGGUUCGCCACUGAGCACAUCCAGUGUGAUUAUUCGCAAUGUCGGUGAUGACAAUAAAUGGGGAGCAGGGGGCCUAGCGCUUGCAGGUCUCGGUGAUGGUUGUGGAAAAGGGGACGAUGAAGAAGAUUGGGAGAGUGUGCUCGAUGAUCACUAGGCAAUUCCUUAAACAAUCGAUCACCCUACCUGCCGCGACCAUGCGGCGAGGAGGUGAGCUAUCUCCGACCCUGUGGAUCCUGCAAUUCGAAAGCUGAGAGCCAAUGAAUUGAGGAGGGUAGUAGACUGUGCGUGACGAAGUGGCACAUGGUGAAGUGACCAAGUGCUUGUGAAUAGUUUGGGAACGGUAGACAGCCAUCGUCAACUGAGCUCUGAUUUUGCAAUGACAAUGCUUUAGAUGGUGUCUAGACUCGUGAGAUUUUUGGUUGGCGGGCCUGUGAUGUGUGGGGGGUUGGGUUGGGUUGGGGUGGGGGGAGGGGGGGGAGAAGAGGGUGUUGCAAUGUGCAAAUCUCGAUUCUAAAAUCUGAGAAGUAUUGUUUCGUACAGCCUCCUGUUCUGAAAAGAUACUCUUGUGUGUUUGCGGUGUGUUUCCGAAGUGGGUUUGGUAUCCAGAAUUUGCAAGUGGAAAUAUUUCUUGUUCAACCGGAUGAACUGCACGGACGCUUGCCUCUGUUGAGAAUUCUGAUAUGGUCUGUUUUUUUCUCAUUUCUUUUUCCUUAAAACUUUUUCUUUUUCUUCUUCCUAAAACUACCACCCAUGAUGAUGCGUAAGAAAUUGUGGGGGCCCGCACCCUUGCUAUGGCCGCGUCAUUUGUUCUGCUUUCUGGAUUUUACGGACUGCCUAGCAAUGAGUGACACACAGGUACUUCUCCCACUGUGGGUUAAUUCCUGUCCCGACCAACGUGGGCGGAACUCCUUUACUUGGCCUGCUAAGCAGCAGUCCAUUUCAUCUGCAGGCAGAGUGUUCGGAUGCAGUUGCCUCCUCGAUUGGGAGGCGAAGUGUUUCUACCAGCGAAAUGGGAUAAGCUUCCAGGAAAUGUUAUUCUUUAUGGGAGAGGCGUGGAACGAACGUGGCGUGCAUGUGGAUCUGUGAAGUGGCAGGAAGCAGCCCCCCCACUCCUCCAUGGGGGCGGAUGAAAGGGAGAUGAAAGCGAGUGUCUCAUCCUAACCUUAGUCCAUCCGGUUUGCACUCCUUGUACGUUUUCACGGCGAUUACGCUGGUGGUGUCUACGGAUGUCGACCGCGGAUCAUCAACAGUCUUCGAGUACAGUGAAGGGUUAGUCGCUCUCCUUCAGCGGCCUGGGCGGUGAAUGAAGGGUGGUGAAAGAGGGAGUCUGAGCUGCACGGUGGGGAGGAUGAAGGGGAUGUCCCUUUUGACACUUGGAGCUCGUCUUGGAGGAAGGGAACGUAAACGUGGGGUGUACUAGAGCGUUCAUUUUGUUUCUUUUAACAUGCAUUAUGCAAUCGAAACAUUUUUUAAAGACCUUCUGGAUAUUUGGUGGAGAAUCGUUAUGGAGAUCUUGCACGGCGUAUGCUCUUGCCAACGGUGAGAUGCCAAGGGUUGUUCAUAGAACGGAGGGGUUUGUGUGAGGGGAUGCAUGUGGCAUUUACAGCGUGAAGAGGGGACUAGGCCCAUUCCUGGCCGCACACUUUUGUCGGGAGGCUGUGCGAGGGUUUUGAAAUGUGGAAUGUAGUCUGGAAAUUGUCCUCGUUCGUCGGAGAAGUAGAGGCAAGAGUGAAGGCUGUGUGUGGAUGCUUGGAGAAUGAACACGAUUCUGGCGCUUGUACUUCAAUGUCAUCUCGUCCUGGAGGACGCCAGGCAUUGGCUUGGAAAUAUCUCAAGAACAUCGUUUUUGGAUGCAGUUGUGACCUCAAGAGGAAAGGGCAAUAUGCACAUGCCGGAGCUAGGUGGGCAUUAUGAAGGACAAUUGUCCGGGUCGGGGGUUGGCCCGGCGGCCUCUGGUGGAAGGGUCUGUUGCCCCUCGCUGGCUGAUUAUGCAGCGCUGAGGGAUUUGUCCGUGGUUUGGGAAAGUUUAGUAGAUAAUUACACACGAGCAACGGGGGGUGUGGCUGUGUGACAUGUGGAAGCAGGUAAAGGGCUUGAACCUGGAAGUGUGCAAGUGCUGGGAAUUGCCUUUUUGCACGGAUUGAUGUGCUGGUGUAUGGUGAAGGCGCAAUUCCUACAGUCCGUGAAUGCCCUGAUAAUAGCUGGAGGUAGGUUGGAGGAACAAUAGAUCAUUGGCAAGAAGAUGAGCGGACGGGACCUGUGUGGCGGAGGUUUGGAAUCCCGCAGUGAUGAUAGCUUAAUCGUGAAGCUGACACAUUCCCCACCUUGGUCAGGAUUGGUGGGGGGACUCGGUUAAUGGAUGUGAAUUGCCAGAUUGUUAUGGUGUGCAUUACUGGUUGUUUGAAACUUCAACACCAUGGACAUGAGUUUCUUCGAAAGCGUGUCGAGUGUGGAACGCGACAUGCCAGCAGGCCUCAAGUGUGUGCGACCGGACGGAUUAUGACAAGAAAGACAUCGUUGUUCCGGACGAAUUAUGACAAGAUUAUGACAAGAAAGACAUCGUUGUUCCGGACGAAUUAUGACAAGAAAUGACGUUGGCAUAAAUGGGCUGGCUUAGCCAGUUGGAAGCGGGAGGUGGAUCGGCGGCUUGAAGGCCUGCGGGGGAUAAGUUAGCCCGAGUUAAUAGAUUGAAGAUAUUUGCCUGUGGAUUUGUGGUUGCUGCAUAUGCGGCGCUGCUGCGGUCUUCAGGAUGAAUGGAGAACAGUGGGCAGGAUUGGAGUCGACAGUGCAGUUCUUUUGGUGGUCUGUUGGGCAUUCUUUGUUGUUCGUACCUCUUUUGAAUCGGUGAUUGAUUUCCUUGUACCUGAGACUGGGAAACAGUAACUUUUUUUUCUCUUAAUCUCUGAGAGACAUGUUGGGUUUUCCUGAUGGCGAUGGUGGCUGUGCCGAACAGGAAGGUUCCAUUUCAUCACUAAUUUGGGGUUCUUUAGCUGGUCGUGCCAGUCUUUUUUUCUUUUUCAAGUUUCAUUUCAUUCAAUUUGAUUGAACCGAAAUUGUCAUUUGAUGAAACCAUGAUUGAUAUUGUCGGCCUCUUUUUUUUUGUUUUGUAUUUUUUUUUCAAUGUCAGCCUUUUUCAUGAUCGUCGUGGGUAUUUGGCUCUGGCUGCAGUUUGGGUGGGGUUUUCGUUGGGACUUUAAUGGAGCAUGAGUGUAUGCACUGUUGAUGUCUCUCCUUCAGCUGCUGAUUUCCUCCUUCCCUCGUCUUUAAGAUUUCUAGGUGGUUUUUAGGAGGAUGAAAGCAAGCGUGUGUCAGGUUCUUGUUGGCCAUGUGAGGAUCCCCUGUUUAGAAGUCGCAGGUUCAAGUCCCACUUUUGCUGCCUGGGACGAUAAACUUGUGUGGGUCUC